AUGGGGCAUUCAGAUAUCCUGAAUGCCCUCAAGCCUGAGCUUAAACGCAAUCCCCUUGCCCGGUCUACAUGUGCCGAACUGCAUCGGCUCGCUUCGCUCGCCGAGCCUCUCGUCCGACAGCGCCCACGGCCCACUGAAGACUGGAUUCGCAUUGCCAACACGCUAGACUCCGAAGGUGUCUCUCUGUGGAAUACAUCGGCUUCUGCGCGAGAUGAUGAUACGGAGGAUGGUCGGGCGACCAUUGCUGCUCUGAGGCUAGCAGGUUUUCGGCUGAUUGAGGCCGGACUGGAACCAAAACCGGGCGUGGAAAGUAAUUAUACUAACUAUAGCCGUGGAAACAAGGUAUUCAUAACAACCGUUACAGCCCUUAUGCAUAUACUUCAACUGGCUAGUAAAGCCGGUGUCAGCCUAGCAGGUUCCGGAAACCAUGAUACCGCAGCUCAUGUGCUCGCAUGUGCAGCGCAGUACGAGGAGGCCCUGAAGAAGGCUGAGGACCCCGAGGAACAACACGCGAGCAGCCGCGCGCGUGCAAUUGUUGUCUAUUAUUCGAGCAGAAUGGAAGCGGCGAGUACCCGUUCAUCAGGCAAUGCUUGGAGAGAAGAUAACAAUACUGUAGCCGAAUUUAUGUUGCAGAAGAUCAUAGGUAAGCGCUAUCCGGCGGCCCUACUCAGACUCAUGCGACCUCGCCUAGAAAAUGAAUACUUGGCGCUGUUAUUGCCACAAGACCGGGGAUCACUCGCAUCUAAGCUAUUGGAGAUAGGCAAAGCUCUACUGAGAGCAGGUUCACGAGUCACUGAUGUAACUUUGCGGGGAAGGCGUGCCGGCGAUGCUGUGAAGUGGUUACAGAAGGCAUUUACUGUUUUGGAAUACCUGGAUGAAGCAAGUAGCCCGGGUAAGGGCGAUUUGAAGAAGUCCAUUCUUCGAAGCCUAUCUCGGGCGUAUUUCCUCUCUUCCUCCGAAGAUGAAGAGAAUCUGGUCCGUGCUGAAACAACCCUGAACGAACUCGCUUCGUCAAUGGACAUGACAGAGCUUACGUCCAACGAACACCAGCAGCUGCAGUGGAUGAAGAUAGCUAUUCUGAAGAAGCGGAAAGCUCCGCAACCAGUGCUACUCGAAGCGUUUCAGUCUAUUGUGAAUCACAUGAAACUGACCGAAGGCAACGUGACUGACGUGCUGCAAGAAUUGAGGAGCUUGAAUCAGGAACACGUCCUCGUAACCGCCGUCCAUCAGCGCUGUCUGCAACGAUGCAUAGAGGCCGAAGACAACCCUUUGGCCAGCGGCCACGUUGACCGGCUAAUACUGUCAUUAAUCUUCCAUUGCUCUAAGGAUAUAGACCAUUCCAGAGCGAUGAAAGAUCUCGACGCUGCCUUCGCGAAUCUAGCAAAUGCCGAAUUCGAGCUGUCCAGGACAUCAGCCACGGCAUGCCUGACGCUGCUAUGGCAGUUCGGAGAUCGUCUAUAUCAGGCGAAACGUUGGCCGGCGGCUGCCGAUUGGUUUCUGGCCGGCACCCACCAGCUUUUUGCCGCAGUGUCGAAGCUCAGUGACUCGAGGUGUCUUCGUAAAGCUGCCCUAUGCUACGUGCAACAGGGAAAUUUCGCUCAAGCGGCUGCCGUGAUCCGUCGCGCCGCUAGUGAUGAAGCCGCAACUCAUUAUGUCAAACUGUUAGUUGCCGUACAUGAAGGUGCGAAACCCAUCCGCGCAGUGAAGGCGAUGGUGACUGCAUCCGAUUUCAACCACAAGAUGCUGAUGCUUGCCACUCGGCUCGCGAACGAAUCCGAUAUGAAGACGCUGCUUCUAUCAGUUCUAGAGGAACUGCUGGAAACAGUCAAGGCUGGUGAUAAUCCCGAUAUCACACCCGAAGCGAUCACGCUGGUCCGAUGCAUCAUCCGACUGCUCGUGAAGCUCCUGGGGGAGCCUGGCUGCCACCAGACACAGUUGGUUCCGGUGUUAGUCCGCCACUUCAAGACCGCACAAGCUCUGGUUCAGAACUUAGAUCCGCGGACCAACGCUGCAUUGAUCUCCCGAGAUAUAUCGUGGCUCUGGCGCACCGCGUACAACAUCGCAGUCCAGGGAUGUGCCGAGUGGGAAGACUCACUAGAAUGUGUUUCCGAUCUGUUUGAUAUAGCACGACAGCUCCUUGAGUGCUACAACGAUUCCGCGCUGACGGAUGUCGAUGUGGAGAUCCCCAUACAUAUCAUGGAAGCAUCGUUCGCUGCCAUUGCAGGAAGAGGUUUGGCUGAGCCUAUGCAAGCACUGUCGGAGGACAUCGCCGUCAGCAAGAAGCGCAUACGGGCCGUAAUCGACAGCACGAAGCUACUUGACGCCGAGGACAUCACACGUGUAGAGUCAUUCAUUCAAGUUCUGCACGUUUUUGAAGCGGAGAUUCUGUGCAAACUGAAGGACUGGGAACGCUUGCUUCCCACGAUCAAGGACGCCAUGCAGUCGGAAGUGCUCGCUGCGGACUAUUUUGAAGCUAUCACAGAUAUUCUGUGGGCGGAGCAAGAUUGCCCGGUACAUGUGUUACUGACAGCGCUGGAAGCAAUACUCCAUACUAGCCUGGACCGCAGUUCCCUCUCGAUCGACAAAUUCGCGAGGUGGCUACGAGCUAUUUGUAUGAUGCUUCUAUCGAGAAACACCGCCGCCGAUAGGGCGAAAGCGAUCGGAUACGUCGAGCAAGCGGUCCAUGUCCUGGAGAAUCACGGCACAGAGACAGAUUCUGAAGCUUAUCCGAUGGAUGAACGACACUGGUUGCUCGGCACAGCAUACAACACUGGUAUUGAAUGCCUACAUGCGUCAUCGCUAGAUGAAGCGAAGCGAUGGUUCGAAGCGUCCAGUACCGUGUGCCGCUUUAUACCCAAUGGGAACGAACGGGCCGAGAAGGUUGAAACUCUCCCAUCCGCUUCUCCCCAUAUCAUUACUAAAGAUGCAUUAGAUAUCGGAAACUUACUCACAGCUGCUGGCGCGCUAUACAACCCACUCCGUCGCUCGGCCAGGCUGAACUUAGUGGCUUCUCCAUCCUUCUGCCUGACUCAGCGACUCUGCUCUUCCUUCAUUGACUGA
Laetiporus sulphureus 93-53 is the source of this 3060-nucleotide messenger RNA. RefSeq lists its product as uncharacterized. The coding region runs from base 1 to 3060 and encodes 1019 amino acids. The record is from RefSeq and is a predicted model, not a curated record. Gene Ontology annotation, molecular function: protein binding. Gene Ontology annotation, biological process: meiotic cell cycle; regulation of synaptonemal complex assembly. NCBI's taxonomy places the organism in Eukaryota, Fungi, Basidiomycota, Agaricomycetes, Polyporales, Laetiporaceae. The transcript is spliced from 26 exons.